Messenger RNA from Calliphora vicina (urban bluebottle blowfly), 2718 nucleotides. RefSeq names its product Ultrabithorax (gene Ubx). The record is from RefSeq and is a predicted model, not a curated record. NCBI's taxonomy places the organism in Eukaryota, Metazoa, Arthropoda, Insecta, Diptera, Calliphoridae. Gene Ontology annotation, cellular component: nucleus. Gene Ontology annotation, molecular function: RNA polymerase II cis-regulatory region sequence-specific DNA binding; DNA-binding transcription factor activity, RNA polymerase II-specific. Bases 105 to 1247 code for a protein of 380 amino acids. Gene Ontology annotation, biological process: anterior/posterior pattern specification; negative regulation of transcription by RNA polymerase II. The transcript has 4 exons.
CUCUAAAAACCAACAAAACUAAAUUAAUAAUAAAAAAAAUUAAAUAUAAAUCUCGUUGUAACUAACGACAACUAAAAACCGCCAAAAUUCUUACCACAAGCAGCAUGAAUUCCUAUUUCGAACAAGCUUCUGGCUUUUAUGGCCAUCCGCAUCAAGCCACCGGCAUGUCCAUGGGCUCCAGUGCCCAUCACGAUCAGUCAGCCACCGCCGCAGCAGCCGCCUACAGAGGUUUCCCUCUAUCGCUCGGCAUGACGCCCUACACCAACCACCAUCUACAGCGCUCCACCCAGGAUUCACCCUACGAUGCCAGCAUUACAGCGGCCUGCAAUAAAAUCUAUGGCGAUGGCAGCCAAGCCUACAAACAGGACUGUCUCAAUAUCAAAGCCGACUCCGUGAACGGCUACAAAGAUAUCUGGAAUACAAGUUCGAAUGGUGGGGCUGGCGGUGGCGGCGGUACUGGUGGUGGCGGCGGCGGUUCAGCGGGCUCCACAAAUGCUUCAAACAACACCGCCAACGGAGGACAAAAUUCGGCAGCCGGUGGUAUGCCGGUGAGACCGUCCGCUUGCACACCCGAUUCCCGGGUCGGCGGCUAUUUGGAUACAUCGGGCGGCAGUCCGGUUAGUCAUCGUGGCGGCAGUGCUGGCGGUGCCGGAUCGGGUGGUGUAGGCGGUGGUGGCGGCGGCGGCGGUAGUGUCAGUCAGAGUGGUAAUGUUGGCGGUGUGGGUACAGCUGGCGGUGGUGCUGCUACAGCCUGGAAUGCAAAUUGUACAAUUUCCGGAGCUGCAGCCGCUCAAACAGCAAGUAGUUUACACCAGGCCAGCAAUCACACAUUUUAUCCCUGGAUGGCUAUCGCAGGUAAGAUAAGAUCUGAUUUAACACAAUAUGGCGGCAUAUCACCAGACAUGGGUAAGAGAUAUUCAGAAUCUCUUGCGGGCUCACUUCUACCAGAUUGGUUAGGUACAAAUGGUCUACGAAGACGUGGUCGUCAAACAUACACCCGCUAUCAAACACUUGAAUUAGAGAAAGAAUUCCACACCAAUCACUAUUUAACCCGCCGACGAAGAAUCGAAAUGGCCCACGCUUUAUGUCUGACAGAGAGACAAAUAAAAAUCUGGUUCCAAAAUCGACGCAUGAAAUUGAAAAAAGAAAUCCAGGCCAUCAAAGAAUUAAACGAACAAGAGAAACAAGCCCAAGCACAAAAAGCGGCAGCAGCAGCGGCGGUGGCAGCGCAACAUUUAGGAGAAUAAAAUUAGGAAAAAUUUAUAAAUUAUUAUUAUAAUUAUAGUAAUAAUAGAGAGGAUAAUAACAAUACUACUAUUAAACAUUUAGCAACAACAGCAACUGAAAUAGAACCAACAACAACAGCAACUACAACUCAUAAUACUUCAAUAAAUGCCACACCGGCAGCCACCCCAUCAUCUUCAUCAUCCACACAAAAUGUUGAAAAUCAUAAUGAUUUUGCCGCUGAAUCUACAAAAUUAAAUUCGUUGAAUUAUAACAAUUUGUAUCAGAAUUAUCCGCAACAUUAUCAUCAGCAGCAUCAUCAUGUUGGUAAUGAUCGUGAUCAUCAUCAUCAUCAGAAUCAUUAUGAUUGGAGGAGGAACUGUCAUACACCUCAGAUUUCAAUGGACAAAAGAUACCAGCAUCCUCAUCAUCAACAUCCUGGUACUUCUACCCCCAUUAAAAUCGAAUGCCAUCCAGCUGAAGAUGAUGAAGGUUUUAAUGAAAAAUCUCCUUAUUGAAGUUGCAAGUUGCCGUGCAGAUAGACGUCCUAGAUUCUCAAAAAAUAUCAAAUCUUCCUGUUUAUUUUUAUUUAAUUAUAUUAACUAAAGUAAAAAAUCUCAUAAACAAUUAACACUUUUAUUUUUUUAAAUGAUCUUUUAAAGAAAUCUUCUCUUUUAGGUUAAAAAUUAAAUUAAAAUUAAAACAAAAAACUUAAAAAAUAUACUUAAAAAAACAAACAAAUAAACGUUAUAAAUAUAAAAAAAUAAUAAAAAAAAACAACCAACCCAUCUUCAUUGCAAUUUUUGUUUGCUUUAAAUUAAUUUAUUAUAAUUUAAAAAAUUAAAUUAAAAAUAACGAAUCUUAAAACUAAAAGAAACACCCUAUUUUUAAGUAACAAAACAAACCUGUGCAAAUUAUUUUUAAUUUUAAGUUUUUAUUAUUAUUUUUUUUAAUUUAACUUUUUUUUUAUAAUUUUACAAAAAUAAAAUGUUAUAAAUAAUUAUAAACAAAUGUUUGAACAUUUUCCGUCCAGUGUUUAAAAGCCAGCCUGGGUUGCUGGCUUUUUUGCAGUGGAGGAAAAUGCUGAAAACUUAUAAAAAUGAUACUUUUCGUAUACUGUUGAUAUUUAAUUAAUUAUUAAAUAGAAUUUAAUUAAAAUACGCGCCUUUUAGUUUGUCUCUAAGUUUGUACAUUAUUUUUCUUAACUCGCUUAAUUAGUAGUUUUCCUUCUUCUGUUCUGUUCUCUUCUCUUCUUUAACUUUAUGUUUUUUUUUUCUUUUUUAAUGAAUUAUUAUUACAUAAUUUUUGUUGAUUUUAAGUAAUUGAAAUUUUAAUUUAGUUUAUUUUGUUUUAUUUUAGUUUUCAUCCAAACCUUUUUCUUGUUAGUUUUUAAGCUUAAACUUAAUUAAUUGAAAAAUGCUAACGUUUAAUUAAUUUUAGUAUAAAAUAAAUUAAAACAAACGACAACAAAUAAAUGCUGAGAUUAAACAAAAA